Molecule: messenger RNA, 1854 nt
Organism: Mytilinidion resinicola
Lineage: Eukaryota; Fungi; Ascomycota; Dothideomycetes; Mytilinidiales; Mytilinidiaceae
Exons: 5
Coding region: 61-1401 (446 amino acids)
Biological process (GO): phosphatidylethanolamine biosynthetic process
Cellular component (GO): mitochondrion
Molecular function (GO): phosphatidylserine decarboxylase activity
Source: RefSeq, a predicted model, not a curated record
AUCGUUUCCAGAAGCCGCAUUCCUCUGAGAAACACCAAUCCCUCUUGGAAACUCGGCAAAAUGGUUGCCCAACAUGGAGAAGAGCAUGAUAUCCCAGAUGAGCACAAGAUGCACCGUCCUGGUGCAUGGCUCCCGGCAGACCAUCGCAUCCACAGAGCGUGGCUGAAGGAGACAAUCAAGCGUGUCGACAAUAACGAGAAGAGGCUUGUGCCGGUGCUACAAGAAUUCAAGGAAUUCAUCGAAGGCGACACACGCAUCUACCUGCUCUUCAACUCUAUGUUUGAAGAGGUACCACUCAAGAGGCCAUACCGCAAUGACCCGACAGGCCACAAGCAAAUGCGCGAUUAUCCACAUAUGCUACAGGUCUUGAAUCACAUCUUGACGACAGCGCCGGAAUGGACAGAUGCCGCACAGAACGUGGGCAUGGUCGGAGUGCCGAUGAACGCAAUUUUCGACUGGCCCAUGGGGACCGCAAGUGGACAUGCUGCAUUCCUGGAUCCAGGCGUGAAUGCCAUGCUGAAGAAGGUGCUGAACGAGUGGGGCAAGUUCUUGCUGACCCCAAAAUCAGCAGAAGUGUUGGGCAGCGGCAAGAAUGGCUGGUUUGGUCCAACGGGUACGAAGGAUGUCAUGGAGGUCGCCAACAAGGCCUCGAAUACGUCGAUGACAUUCGAAGAGUUCUACCAAUGUGACCCGUCAGCAAAGCACCACGGCUACAAAUCGUGGGAUGAUUUCUUCACUCGCCAAUUCCGCCCAGAAGCUCGCCCUGUUGCGAGCCCAGAUGAUGACAAUGUCAUCGCCAAUGCCUGCGAGUCCAAGACCUACAACGUAUCCCGCAACGUCCAGCUCCGCAACAAGUUCUGGAUCAAAGGCCAGCCGUACUCCGUCCUGGACAUGCUCGCACAUGAUCCAUUGGCGCAGCAGUUUGGCGGCGGAACCAUCUACCAGGCUUUCCUCUCUGCGCUGAGCUACCACCGCUGGCACGCCCCGGUCUCCGGCAAGAUCGUGAAAGCCUUUGUUCAGGACGGAACCUUCUUCUCCGAGCCGUUAUUCGAAGGCCUCGGCGACCCCAACACGAAAGAGAUCGACCAAGGCGGGAUCAGCAACGGCCAGGGCUACAUCACGGCUCUCGCCACUCGCGCGAUCAUCUUCAUCGAAGCCGACAACCCAGCCAUUGGUCUGAUGGCGUUCAUUGGUGUGGGAAUGGACGAGGUUAGCACGUGUGAGAUCACGGUCAAGGAGGGCCAGCAUGUGAAGAAGGGAGAGCAGACAGGAAUGUUCCACUUCGGUGGUUCUUCGCAUUGCCUUCUAUUCAGAAAGGGAGUGAAGGUGGACGGAUUUCCCGAGCCUGGAAAAGACCACAACGUCCCGGUAAGAAGCAGGCUUGCGGUAGUAAGUCAGUAGAGGAGGGCUACUGCUCAAAAGGAGGGGUCAGAAUGUGUAGAGUCCCUUCGAUUUUCCCCCAAAAAAGUCUCUUCCUUGUCCUCUUCCUUGUCCUCUUCCGGUUUCUGAGCGCUGACUGGCCCCACAUCCUCGACUGUCCCCGCCCCUUCGACUGCCUCUAGACCUUUGCCCACCUCUGGAUCUUUGCACACCUCUGAGUCUUUCCCUCUGUCUGAUAUUUCGCCCGCCUCUGAGGGUUUGUCCGCCUCUGGGUUCCUGCCUGCCUCUGGAUUUCGGCCUGUCUCUGGGUCGCUGACUGACUCUGAAUCUUUGACUAUCUCCUGGUCUUUGACUGCCUUCGGAUCUUUGAUUGUCUCCGAGUCUUCGAUAGCCUCUUGAUCUCUGGAUCGGUGGAUGAACCCGCACGUUUGCCCUUUCGCCACUCCUCCACUGUGCCUCCCAUGGCGAUAAACU